AAGUUUCUCAUAAUCAUUCAAAAUUCGUGUCCGCCUGUUGUGAUUUCGCGAUUGUAAAGUAAAGAAGUGUGUCUGUUAUUCGGUUAGACGGUUGUGAAGUGGCGUACUCUUCUUGAUCGUGUGUUUCGAGUAACGAGAUAUGUGUGUUGUGUUCUCUGAACAUUUGUGUUAUCUUUGUGUCGAAAGUUCGAAAGAUAAGUACUGAGUAGUGAUAAGACUUUAGUAACGCGAAAUAUAUUCUGAAUCAUUGAUAUUUGUUUUCUCAAACGGUACGUAGUGAUUCCGUUUAGUGAAUAAUACAGUUUUAUUACGAAUAAGAAGAUUAUCAAAAUGACGAGCAUUAAUCAUUCGAAACGGAGUUCUCUAACUUUGAACUUACAUUCGGAUGAUAACAAACGGACAAAAUUUAGCCCCGGAGUAUUGGGCACAGCGAUAUUAUCAUCUCCGGACGUGAAGAAGUUCCAAUUGACUACUCCAGAAAUCGAGAAUUUCAUCCUGAAUCAUCAUCCCAGUAUACUCCAAACACCAACUGCAAAUGCAGCCAAUCCAAUUUUGUUCCCGAAAUCAUUGCCUGAAGAUCAAGAGUUAUAUCCUACGGAAUUCGUCGACCUCAAUGAAUAUAAUGACUCCGGUCGUUUACAAGUUGAAUUGCCUAAAAGCAGCAGUAGCAGUAAUUCCUCAAUUAACAAUUUUAUGAAUUUGGAUUCGUAUCCGGCCGUAUCGUCGGGUAGUUAUUCAAUGACGAUGUCUCCUUCAGACGGUAGCAUUGUGGUUAAAGAAGAACCUCAAACCGUACCAAGUCUGGGUUCUACGCCGCCUCUAUCACCAAUCAACAUGGAAUCUCAAGAACGUAUCAAAUUAGAAAGAAAACGUAUGAGGAAUCGUGUCGCUGCCUCAAAAUGUCGUAAAAGGAAACUCGAAAGAAUAGCCAAAUUGGAAGAUAAAGUCAAAUUGUUGAAAGGUGAAAAUGGUGAACUUGGCCAAAUAGUUAUCAGAUUAAGAGAAGAAGUGUGUUCCUUAAAACAACGUGUAAUGAAACACGUUGAGAAUGGAUGUAAGGUGAACGGUUUAGCAAACUUUUGAAGUAUUUAUUCUUUUAUAUGUGCGUAUUUUUCCUGAUUUUUUAAUAAUUGAGUGAUUUUUCCCUCUUCUUUUGUAUGUAUGUUUUGAUUAUCAAUGUAAUAUUGAAGAGUGAGCCUUCAAGUAACAUUUUUCAUAUAGUUGAAGUUUAUUUGUCUCAUUUUGAGAGCUAUUCGCUCAACAAUACCGUCCAGCUAAUUACUUUGUAUUCAACUGCCGGGGUUACCUUCUCAUUUUUGUGUAUUGCAUUUAUACAGUAAUUAGAUCAAGCUGAUAAUUUUAUCAAUGUCAGAAGCCAUGUGGCUGGUAACUCGUAUUGAAAGUAGCAUUUAUUCUGUUCAACUUUUGAUAUUGAAAUUGCAUUUAAAUUUAAGCUAUAAUGAUGAUUUUUGACCAAGAUGAAUCAUUACGUUUGGGUUUUUUAAAUCUCUGUAUUUAGACCACUAUUGUUUUCCUUACUUCAGUAUGAAAACAGAUCUCCAAACAGUUGAAGAAAGUCAUGAGUUUUACGAAGAUCUUUUCCAAACGGGUUAUAUGUAUUUAUUUUCUUAUCGAAACCGAAAAUAUGAAUAAUUAAGUUCUAGUACAGGGUAUUUAUUUUUGUUUUCUUUUAACUUGAAAGGAAUAGUACAAAUUAUAUUUUAAUUGUUUGCCGUAAACUUUUACCAAAAAUAAACAAACAAGAAAUCGUUACCAUAAUAUAUUGUAACAUCAAUUGGCUAAUUUUAAUUUUUCGAUCAUGAGUUUAUUUCCGUGAGUUAGUUUCGAACAAAGGAGAAAGAUUUAGUUACCUACUAUUUUAAAUUAAUUAUAUUUGAAUGUCAAUUUAUUUUGAAUUAAUAUUAAAAUGUGUUAUUUUGUAAACUGUUUGAGAUGAAGCCUGAUUUCUUCCUGUGAAAUAUUUGAAAAAUUUAUAAAUUUCAAUUUUUAUAUUCGGUUUUUUUGUAAAUAUGAUUAUAAAUUGAGUCGAUGAUGUAAUUUUAUUUCGAUUGUAUUUUCAUUUUGAGGAUAAGAUAUAUUUUUAUUUUGUGUGACGAAUUUUUUUUCAAUUGCUUUUGUAGCAUUAUUGUUUUUUAUUCAAUCAGCUCAUCAACGUGAAGAUUUUGUAUUGGAAUAAAAAGUGCCAGAGUAUUGUGAUACAAUGACUUUUUUUUUAUUUUUCUUUAGCUAUAAUUUAUUUAUUGUGAUCUUUUAUUGUAAUGUUGACGCAUUACGUCGUAAGCUUGUGUGUAUUUGAUAAGUUUUUUCAAAACAAUCAUAGAUUUUAUUUCUUCUAAUAAACUUUUUUUAGAAAA
Molecule: messenger RNA, 2375 nt
Organism: Planococcus citri (citrus mealybug)
Lineage: Eukaryota; Metazoa; Arthropoda; Insecta; Hemiptera; Pseudococcidae
Product: transcription factor Jun-like
Exons: 1
Coding region: 331-1083 (250 amino acids)
Biological process (GO): regulation of cell population proliferation; regulation of cell cycle; regulation of transcription by RNA polymerase II
Cellular component (GO): transcription regulator complex
Molecular function (GO): DNA-binding transcription factor activity, RNA polymerase II-specific; transcription factor binding; RNA polymerase II cis-regulatory region sequence-specific DNA binding
Source: RefSeq, a predicted model, not a curated record